Rhododendron vialii is the source of this 1946-nucleotide messenger RNA. RefSeq lists its product as uncharacterized. Lineage: Eukaryota; Viridiplantae; Streptophyta; Magnoliopsida; Ericales; Ericaceae. The transcript is spliced from 2 exons. Bases 131 to 607 code for a protein of 158 amino acids. The record is from RefSeq and is a predicted model, not a curated record.
AGCAAAGAUAUAUUCUCUUGUUCAACAAGAAGAGAAACAACAAGAGAUUCAAUCUUUAUCGACUCCUAUUCCAGAUGGUGCUGCACUUAACAUCACAACAAGGUCGAAUAACUACAAUUCUAAUCGACUGAUGGAUGGUCGAAAUAGCCAUAAUACAGGUGGAGGAAAUCGUCCACAUCCAGGUAGUGGAAAUCGACCAUAUUCUGGUGACGGAAAUAGCUUCCACUCUGGUGGUGGAAAUCGCUCAAACCCCGGUGAUGGAAAUCGCACAUAUACUAGUGGUGGAAGCAAUUCAUCCGGUGGUGGAUAUAACUCAUAUUUUGGUGGUGGAAAUAAUUCUAACCGCAAGGUUAAACAUCAUUGCGACCAUUGUGACAAGGAUGGUCACUCCACGAAGCGUUGCUAUAAAACCAUUGGGUAUCCUCCAAAGCGUUCAGAGUUCUCUAAUCUUUCCAAUAAAUCUGCAAACAAAACGAGUCCGGCUGUUGUAACUCAAGAGCAAUAUGACAAGUUAUUAGCGAUGCUCUCCUCAGUUAAUAUCCACCACAAUUCCAACUUAGCAGGACCUAUCAACGAGGAGGACGAUUGGACAGGGGAAUAUCCAUGAGGGGCUCUAUUACUAUCAGGCAUCACAGACGGCUUUGGCGGUGGUCGCACCAUCCUCUUUCGACCUUUGGCAUUGGAGGCUAGGCCAUCUUUCCUUUAGCUCCUUAAGCACUUUAAUUAAAGAUUUUCCUUUUAUGUCCACUUCUCGCAAUCAUUUUUGCGAUGUUUGUCCUCAAGCCAAACAAAGUAGAUUGCCUUUUUAUUCAAGUUCUAUUGCAACCAGUAGAGUUUUUCAGAUGCUACAUUGUGACAUAUGGGGGACCUUUGUGCAACCUUCUUUGAAUAAAAGUCGUUAUUUUUUUACUAUUGUUGAUGAUUUUUCUCGAUGCACUUGGAUAUACCUUAUGGGCAUGAAAUCUGAAACUAAAACAUUUUUGCAAUCUUUUUUUGCUUUAGUCCACGUCCAAUUCCAUUCACAGGUUGACAUUAUUUCCUCUGGUCCUGGUGCUAUUUUGUUUCCCACAAUACAAGCUAUCCAAUCUGAUAAUGGAACAGAAUUCCUUUCUAAGGAUAUGCAAAAAAAUUUCCAAACCGCGACAUUAUUAACCAACAGAGUUGUGUUGGAACGCCCCAACAAAAUGGGGUAGUUGAACGCAAACAUCGCCACAUUCUUGAGGUGGCGCGUGCCCUUCGUUUUCAGGCCAAUUUACCCCUUAAAUUUUGGGGUGAAUGUGCUCUCACAGCUGUUUACCUCAUUAACAAAACGCCUUCUCCGUUGUUGUCUGGAAAGUCACCUCACGAGGUUUUGUUUCAAUCUAAGCCCAACUAUUCUCAUUUGCGAGUCUUUGGCUGUUUGUGUUAUGCUCGCAAUGCGAAUGUUAAACAUAAAUUCGAUCAACGUACCAAACCUGGCAUAUUCAUUGGCUACCCUUAUGGUCAAAAGGGUUAUCGAGUUUAUGACAUACAGUCACACUCCAUUUAUACAUCCCGGGACGUCAUUUUUCACGAAGGUAUAUUUCCAUUCUAUGAUGUCCCUCCAAGUCCUGUAUCCUCUCCUCCAGGUAUUUCCUUGCCAAUCCAUGCUCAUGAUCCCUUGGAUUUUCCUCCUACUGCCACCAUUCCCAUUACCCAUACCCCUCCAGAGGACACUCCCACAUCCAGCUCCACUCCCAUUGAACCAAUAGCCUCUGACUUAAUAACACCAGCAGAAAUUCAAGAACCCAUUAUUCCAGCACUGCCCACCACCGCUAGACCAUCUCGCAACCGUCGGCCACCUUCCCACUUGGCCGAUUAUCAUUGCCCCGGUGCCACUCAUGGUUCCUCUCCUCUCCUGUCAGACUUCUCGUUCACAGGUACUCCUUAUCCUCUUCAUCAUUUUCUUUCUUCUUCUAAUUUUUUUG